AUGUCAGACGCACCAAAAUCACCCCAAAAAGAGAAAGAACCGCAAAAAGAUCCAGUGAAGGACGAAGUCAACAAAACAGCCGAGAAACCCGUCAAUAACGAACAAAUCAAUUUGAAAGUCGUCACUCAAGACUCGACGGAAGUCUUUUUUAAAAUCAAGAAAAACACACCACUCAAAAAAUUGAUGGAGGCGUUCUGUAACAAACAAGGCCUGAACAUGUCAUCUGUCCGUUUCUUGUCAGACGGCGUCAGAAUCACUCCUGACAAAACAGCGUCGGACUUGGGUCUUCAGGACAGAGACGUCAUCGACGCGAUGAUGAACCAGGUCGGUGGGUAUUGA
Entamoeba invadens IP1 is the source of this 339-nucleotide messenger RNA. RefSeq lists its product as hypothetical. Gene Ontology annotation, biological process: protein sumoylation. Gene Ontology annotation, cellular component: nucleus. The record is from RefSeq and is a predicted model, not a curated record. Gene Ontology annotation, molecular function: ubiquitin-like protein ligase binding; protein tag activity. The transcript has a single exon. Lineage: Eukaryota; Evosea; Mastigamoebida; Endamoebidae. Bases 1 to 339 code for a protein of 112 amino acids.